AUGGAGAAUGGCAUGUUCAUCUUCAGGAUGCAGGAUGAGGCUUCCUGUGAUGAGAUUCUUGAGUCCAAGAUUUGGCAUGUUUCUAAUAAGCCUUUGAUUCUGAGAAAGUGGCAACCAGGUAUGCAGCUCCUAAAACUAAAUCUUUCUUCUGUUCCUGUGUGGGUUAAAAUCAUACAUUUGCCUAUUGAAUAUUGGACUCCUAAAGGCCUUAGCUAUGUUGCUAGUGGUAUUGGGAAUCCCAUUUUUGCUGAUAAAGUGACAGAGGAACGUAAGAGACUUGGUUUUGCUAGAGUCUUGGUUGAGAUAGAUGUGGAUUCGGCUUGUCCUAAAGAGCUCACCAUUUGUAGGAAUAAUGGUGCUGUUAUCAAUGUGGUUGUUGAAUACCCAUGGUUGCCUCCAAAGUGUUCCACUUGUGGACAUUUUGGUCAUGCAACUUAUGCUUGUGCUAAAAAGGAGAAGCAAGUUUGGAUACCCAAAAAUCCUAAGACUGUGUGUAAGAAGACGAGUAGCCCUGCUAUUAAGCCGGUUGUGUUUGAUAAAGUCAUCAAGAGACCAAUAGGGGGUGAAAAUUCCAAAAGGAGUUUGAAUGGUUUGCGGGUUUCAAACUAUUUUGAGUCCACUGGUACUUUGGAUCAAGAAGUUGACAUAGAGAAGGAGUUCAGGGUUAGGUCCCCUACCACAUUUCUUGAGGUUUUUGAGCAGGCCCUUUCAUCUAGUGAUAAGGGGAAGGGGAAAAUGAGUGGUAGCCCUUUGGAUGAAAAGGGCUUGUCUCUCAAUUGUGUCUCAUGA
Alnus glutinosa is the source of this 789-nucleotide messenger RNA. RefSeq lists its product as uncharacterized. NCBI's taxonomy places the organism in Eukaryota, Viridiplantae, Streptophyta, Magnoliopsida, Fagales, Betulaceae. The transcript has a single exon. Bases 1 to 789 code for a protein of 262 amino acids. The record is from RefSeq and is a predicted model, not a curated record.